Chanos chanos (milkfish) is the source of this 4779-nucleotide messenger RNA. It is a transcript of the gene kif5ba, whose product is annotated as kinesin family member 5B, a. Gene Ontology annotation, biological process: microtubule-based movement. Gene Ontology annotation, molecular function: ATP binding; microtubule binding; microtubule motor activity. The record is from RefSeq and is a predicted model, not a curated record. The transcript is spliced from 26 exons. Lineage: Eukaryota; Metazoa; Chordata; Actinopteri; Gonorynchiformes; Chanidae. Bases 182 to 3097 code for a protein of 971 amino acids.
GGAAGUGACUGCCCUCCGCUAAGUAAAGGGGACUUUCACUGCAGAUAUACUGAUCGGGAACUUUCACUGCAGCCACACCGCACCGGGGGAAGUGCCCCUUUUAGUUAUUUAACGCUGGUCACCUCCAGCCUGUAGAUCACUUUUAUUAUUAUUGUCAUUGUCCAUUCCGUAACCGUGGAAGAUGGCCGACCCGGCGGAGUGCAACAUUCAAGUGAUGUGCCGUUUUAGGCCUUUGAACAGUUCAGAGAUUACUAGAGGGGACAAAUACAUCCCUAAAUUUCAAGGGGAAGACACUGUCGUCGUUGGGGGUAAACCGUACAUGUUUGACAGAGUUCUUCAGUCCAAUACCACCCAGGAGCAAGUGUACAACGCCUGUGCCCAGAAGAUAGUGAAAGAUGUUUUGGAAGGCUAUAACGGAACAAUAUUUGCUUAUGGACAAACAUCCUCAGGCAAAACACACACAAUGGAGGGAAACCUCCAUGACACAGAAGCCAUGGGAAUUAUUCCCAGAAUAGUGCAGGACAUCUUCAACUACAUCUACUCCAUGGAUGAAAACCUGGAGUUUCACAUUAAAGUAUCGUAUUUUGAGAUUUACCUUGAUAAGAUCCGGGAUCUUUUGGAUGUCUCAAAAACAAACCUGUCUGUACAUGAGGACAAAAACAGAGUUCCGUAUGUCAAGGGUUGCACUGAACGUUUUGUCUGCAGCCCAGAGGAAGUGAUGGACACUAUCGACGAGGGCAAAUCAAACAGACACGUCGCAGUCACGAACAUGAAUGAACACAGUUCCAGGAGUCACAGUAUUUUCCUGAUUAACGUCAAGCAAGAGAACACACAGACAGAACAGAAGCUCAGUGGUAAACUCUACCUGGUCGACCUGGCAGGUAGCGAGAAGGUCAGUAAAACCGGAGCUGAGGGGGCCGUGUUGGAUGAAGCCAAAAACAUAAACAAGUCUCUGUCCUCACUGGGCAACGUCAUCUCUGCACUGGCCGAAGGCUCGACAUACGUGCCCUACAGAGACAGUAAGAUGACCAGGAUCCUGCAGGACUCACUGGGAGGAAACUGCAGGACAACCAUCGUCAUCUGCUGCUCUCCCUCCUCAUACAACGAAGCCGAAACCAAAUCUACACUGAUGUUUGGACAGAGAGCGAAGACCAUUAAGAACACAGUGACAGUGAAUGUGGAGCUGACUGCGGAGCAGUGGAAGAAGAAGUAUGAGAGAGAGAAGGAGAGGAACAAAACUCUUCGCAACACUAUCACAUGGCUCGAGAACGAACUCAACCGCUGGAGAAAUGGUGAGACAGUGCCCAUGGAGGAGCAGUUCGAUAAGGACAAAGCGAAUGCUGAGGUGUUGGCGUUGGAUAACGUAAUGAAUAACGACAGGUCUGUCUCUACGCCUGGCAUGCCAUCCGUGCCCGGGGUGCCAGGCGUUCGCUUCACCGACGCAGAGAAGGAAAAAUGUGAAGCUGAGCUCUCCAAACUCUACAAACAGCUCGACGACAAGGAUGAUGAGAUUAAUCAGCAGUCGCAGCUGGUCGAGAAACUCAAGCAGCAAAUGUUGGAUCAGGAGGAGCUGUUGGCAUCGUCGCGCCGUGACCAUGACAACCUGCAGGCGGAGCUAACGCGUCUGCAGAUGGAGAAUGAUGCGUCUAAAGAGGAGGUGAAGGAGGUGCUGCAGGCCCUGGAGGAGCUGGCAGUGAACUAUGACCAGAAGAGUCAGGAGGUGGAAGACAAGACAAAAGAGUUUGAACUGCUCAGUGAAGAACUCAGUCAGAAAUCGGCCACACUCACGUCCAUUGACUCAGAGCUGCAGAAGCUGAAGGAGAUGUCUAAUCAUCAAAGGAAGAGGGUCGCAGAGAUGAUGUCUUCGCUGCUCAAGGACCUUGCCGAGAUUGGCAUCGCUGUGGGCAGUAAUGACAUCAAACAGCAUGAGGGCAGUGGUUUAAUAGAUGAGGAGUUCACCGUGGCCAGGCUGUACAUCAGUAAGAUGAAGUCGGAGGUGAAGACCAUGGUGAAGCGCUGUAAGCAGCUGGAAAGCAGCCAAUCAGAGAGCAACAAGAAGAUGGACGAGAACGAGAAGGAGCUGGCGGCCUGUCAGCUGCGCAUCUCCCAGCAUGAGGCAAAGAUCAAGUCUCUGACAGAGUAUCUGCAGAAUGUGGAGCUGAAGAAAAGACAGUUGGAGGAGAAUGUGGAUUCACUCAAUGAGGAGCUGGUCAAAAUCAGUGCACAGGAAAAAGUUCACGCGAUGGAAAAAGAGAAUGAGAUCCAGAGUGCCAAUGAAGUCAAGGAGGCUGUGGAGAAACAGAUUCAGAGUCACAGAGAGGCUCAUCAGAAACAGAUCAGCAGUCUGAGAGAUGAACUGGACAAGAAAGGGAAACUCAUCACCGAGCUGCAGGAUAUGAACCAGAAGAUUAUGUUGGAACAGGAGCGUUUGAGGGUUGAACACGAGAAACUCAAAUCCACUGAUCAGGAGAAGAGCCGCAAGCUGCAUGAGCUCACGGUGAUGCAGGAUCGUAGAGAGCAGGCCAGGCAGGAUCUGAAGGGGUUGGAGGAGACAGUGGCCAAAGAGCUUCAAACACUUCACAACCUCAGGAAACUGUUCGUUCAGGAUUUGGCAACGCGUGUUAAAAAGAGUGCUGAGAUGGACUCUGAUGACACAGGUGGCAGUGCUGCACAGAAACAGAAGAUCUCUUUCCUCGAGAACAAUCUAGAACAACUCACGAAGGUCCACAAACAGUUGGUGCGUGACAACGCGGACCUGCGCUGUGAGCUUCCCAAGCUGGAGAAGCGUCUGCGUGCGACUGCGGAGCGAGUCAAAGCCCUGGAGUCUGCGCUGAAAGAGGCCAAAGAGAACGCAGCGCGCGACCGCAAACGCUACCAGCAGGAAGUGGACCGCAUCAAAGAGGCCGUCAGGGCUAAGAACAUGGCCCGCAGAGGACACUCCGCACAGAUUGCUAAACCUAUUCGCCCAGGGCAGCAGCCUGUGGCAUCCCCCACCCACCCUAACAUGAUUCGCGGAGGAGGAAUGGGAGGCGGCUUCUACCAGAACAGCCAGACUGUGUCCAUCCGGGGGGGAGGGGCCAAACAGGAGAAGAGCUGAAAACUGGACCCAUUUGCUCACUGCAGCACCUACUAGAAGGCAGUUAUCACCAUGGAGACCUGUCAUUCCACUUACAUAAUCCCUCCCAUUGGCUCAUGUGGGCGGAGAUUAAAAUAUAAAUAGUCAUGGCCUGUACAGUUCCACUCCACAUUAUGUUUUGUUUUUUGUUUUUGUUUUUUGUUGCUGUUGUUUGUUUGUUUUUUCCUCAAAAUGCAAAUUAUUUUACAAAUUAGUACAUGAAAAUUGAAUACAUGGGGAAAAAAAAACACCCUAAAACAAACACACACACACACACACACACACAUACGUACACAUACAUACACACACAUACAUACACAUAUAUACACAUAGAAAAGUAAGACACAGACAAAUGUAAACAAGCCAAAACAGUGCACUGCCCACCGUGAUAGGAUCGUUCUCUCUGAUUGUGUUGAUCUGUCCAUUCUGUAAGUUUCCAAGUUUUUGGGUUGUCUGCCCUGUGCCAAGCUCAGUGUUCAUAAGGAACACCGAAGUUCAUCAAAUGCGGCGCAGAAAAAAAAAAAAACGAUGUGAAGACUCAUGUAAUUGAUCCCAGAUAGCCCUCCGUUUGGCUGCUCUCUGCACAACUCUACUGCAUUCUCUAUAGACUCUCUCUGUGUUCAGUUAAUAAUGUCUGAAUGGCAUAAUCUACUCAAAAAAUUCGAUUCGCCAAAAAGCGGAUAUGUUUCUCAAGCUUGAUUCGUUUGGCCUGAAAGCGCUAAAUAGAUAAGACGGACGGAGCUCGUCCGAGAGGGUCAGAAUCGAGACCGUCUGUACUCGUUUGUCAAGCUUUGAGAAGAACCGAUUGCGUUCAGCACUACAGCCGUACUGUAUAGUCAUCGAGUUUCACCCGCACAGGUGAACUCUCCAUAGAUACCAACAGGGACAGACAAUGUUUUAUUCACAGAACCAGAGGUGGAAAGCCUCCCUGAAAACACGUUAUAACGGUUUGUAUUUAUGAAACGUAAGACAGUAAAGUUGCUGAAUUUAAGUGGAGAUGGGUGAUGGAUUGGAGGGAAGGACACUAGACAUGAUUAAUCAAACUUCACUCCUUAGAUUAACACGUUGUUUUAGGUAAUUUAUCAGAUUAUGCUGCAUGGUUUCAUAAGAAUCUAUGUGUCAAAACAUGACGGUCCAUAGAAAGAAUGUCCUGUCACAGAAUCCCAACUCUUACGCCUGUGCACACAAAGCUGAGUUUCAUGAUUCAUUUAGGCCUGUGGUCUCUUAGAGCUAUCUACACUGAGAGAUGAAAUGUGAAAAUGAUUUUAUUUGGACUCGCUGGGAUGUUAAUGUCAUGGGUUUUUUUUUUUGUUUUUUGUGGGGAGAAGGGGAGGGUUGCUCCUCAUGUGUUGUGGCAUCUCUCUUGCCCUUGGUCAUAUUUAAUACCUAAAUGUCCGGUUGUUUCUGAGUGAGCGCGUGGACUUCAGACUGAAGUCCAUGGCUAAUCUGAUUGAUUGAUUGACUGGACCAUCAGCUUAUGAGGUCAUUGUUGGUCAUCCACCUGUCUGCUACUGACCAGCCAAUCAGUUUAGCAGAUAACUUAGCUGACCUCUAUUUGACCUCUAUAGCAAGUCUUUGGUUCAGUGUAAUAUUGCCACAGCAUUUUGUAUUUUACAUUAUAGUAAUAACAAUAAUAACAAUAAUAAUAAUAAUAAUGAUUUCAA